AAGCCAGACGUGAAACUUCAGCCUGCCUGAGCAGCACGGACCCCUCCAGCUCCGACAAUCCCUGCCAGCACAUUCGGUGACCAAGUGAGAGGAGACUUCCAGGCAAACACCGCUUCUGACAUGCACUUUGAUAAAUCACCGAAGGAGAAGCCGUGUUGCACUCUGCCUACAGUGAAGAAACUUCUGGAGCAGAAGCGGAAGCGUGAGACGUCCUCGGUGCCGCCGUCCUGCUCUGCAGCCAGCCUCAGCCCUGCUCCUCCUGCUGCUGUCACGUUUUCUCCAUCAGAGUCAUUUACCUAUUCAGGUGCAGCAAGCAGCUACCCAGACAUGGCAGUGAGCUACGAGCCUUGGAACGCACCCCAGGAUUCCACGCUCGGCUACUACCCCGGCCUUCCAGGACCCAGCUACCCACAACCCUACAGCCUCCCCAUGGCGUCUGAGUACAGCGCCCAGCAGCAGGUGCCGGGAUUCGGAGACGCAGUGUCUCAGGCUCACGUCUCAUAUUGCCCGGGGCCGGCCGUGGAUCUCAGCGUGACUCCUCCCUGGACCCUGGUGGAUCCCGCUCAGACCGCGCAGGUGGGAUACUGCCCCUCCAUGGAUGCCGGGAAGCUGGAGGAGGCCCGGAUGCUGCUGAACGGGAUGGACUACAGCAGAACCACCUGCCAGGAUGAAGACGGAGACACCAUCCUGCACAUCUACACCGCCAAGGGACUGAGGGAAUACGCCUUCGCCGCUGCAGAGAGGCUGAGAGACAUAGGAAAGCUUGAUGCCAAAGAACACAAGGGAAAGACCGCCUUACUGGUAGCAGCGACAGCGAACCAGCCGGAGAUCCUGCAGGACCUGCUGUCAUUAGGAGCGGAUAUCAACGCCUGCGACGUUAAAGGACAAACCGCCCUUCACUUGGCGGCUCAGUAUGGAUACCCCGAGGUCCUCCAGGCGAUUCUGUCCAGCAGGUCGGCCUUCGACCUGGAGACCCGCAAUUUUGAAGGUAUGACUCCGUUGCACUGCGCGGCCAUUUCCCACAGCGUCACCGUGAAGGCCUUGUCCACCGUCGGCCUGGCUGACGUCAAUCUUCAGACCAAGGCGACCGAGAAGCUGUCCUGUGUGCAGAUGUUACUCACCGCGAGGGCGUCCCUAACCAGCCAGGAAAUCAAAAGUAACAAGACUGUGCUGCACUUGGCGGUGAAGGAAGGGAAUAUAGAUCUGGUGCGCUAUCUGAUGAGGAUUCCCCUGCCAAACAUGAAAGACUUUGUGAAUAUGAAAGCUCACGGACACACAGCUUUACACAUGGCGGCCGGACUCCACAACAACCCCCACCAGGAGGAGAUCCUGCAGCUGCUGCUGAGCCGAGGAGCCGACCCCAGCAUCCGCAACCUGGAGAACGACCAGCCGGCCCACCUGCUGCAGAGCGGCGCGCAGGGCGAGCAGCUCAGGCUCAUGCUGAAGAAACGGAGCGCCUCCUCCCGCCGACGUAUCGUGUCCUUGCAGGACCAGGAAUGAUUUAAAAGCACCUGUAAUCCCCAUUUAGAGGGAGCGAGUCUUAAAGAUGGUUCCUCUGUUGAGCAGGGGAUUUACACAUCAUUGUGAUGAGACUGUGGGAGUCCCUGGCCUUUUUACCGACCGAGAAACUCAUUCUGGAGCAUUGAUCUCUGGAUACAACGUUCUGUUUGAUAAACAAUAUUUCAAGAUGAAACUAUGCUUACUGUAAAAGCUAUCGACGCUUUAUUUAUCCCUCUACGUUCAGGGUGAGGUUUUCAUGUGUGGGUGAAACAUUUUAUUUCAAAAUGUCAUUGAAAAGUCUUGUUUAAGAUUUUAAAUGAUUUGUGUAUUUCUAGAAAUCUUAUUUUUUUCAUAUUGAAAUAGAAAGCAUUAGAUAUGCAGGUACUUUCAAAGUUAGAACAAAAGGAAAUGUUAUUUUUUUCAUAAUUUAAACUUGUGUUAUAUGGAUUCAUCACAAUCAAAGUUUUAAAAAAGGUAGUAACUUUUAUUUAGAGUAGUUUCAGUCAUUCUAUUUUAAAUAGAUACACCUAUUUAUGCACUGAAGGAAAGUGGAUUAAUGUUCAUUUUCCAAGUCGGCUACACUCCCACUUGUAGAACGUUGAUUUCUGUGAAAUCGUGAGACGAUGCUUUGGGACCAUGUCCCUGAAUCCCCUCUGAUUCUCACCUUCAGUAAGUUAUCAUAGUGAUACACUGCCUUUUGAUUUCAGUCAGCAUGUAUGCUCAUGUUAAGAUUGCAUGUGGGAGGAACCUCUCGCUUAAGUUGAUGCUUCUCUUCUGCGCUCAUCAUCCAUCUGUGAGAUGAGGUGCAACUUUCUGAGCGGAAAACGAACCUUUACUGUGUAAAAUUGCCAUGUUUGUGAAAGUGAUGUUUUUUUCCCUGUCAUAGAGGCGUUGCACGAGUACGUGCGAUGACAAGUUGUCUGUCUGCUGUCUGUAGAUUUUAGUAAUGAGUCAUCAGGAAAAGUACAAUAACACUGGUUAAGUUCACUUUUUAUAAGAAUCAGACUAAAAUCUUAAGUGUCUCAUUCACUCAUAGUUCUCGCUCUCUCUCAUAUGUACAUAUAUAUAUAUAUAUAUAUAUAUAUAUAUAUACAUACAUAUAUACACAUAUAUAUAUAUACAUAUGUAUGUAUACUGGAAAUCGGUUUUUACAUUUACACUAAAAGAGUAUUUAUUCCUUAUUCAUUAUAUUUAGUAAGUAAGAGUGAAAUGUGGCCAUGGAUGAUUCAUUCGGGUGACACAUUUCUCUCCUGUGUGUCAUCUCUGAUAUGACACACGAUGUAAAUUCCUGCAAAGCCAAACAAAAGAUCAAUCACACAGGUAAACCACAUCACCCUAAUUCUUUCUUUGCUUUGAUGUAGCUCUGAACAACAUCAUUUCUGAUUCAUAGAGCUUUUAUGAUCAUUGAAUGUGCUCUUGAUAACGUGUUUGAUUCAACAAGAUCAUUUUUUGAUAGUAGCCUGUCUCUGUCCGUGGGAAGUUCAGGAAAUAUAUUUUUAAUUAUUUUUUAUGCUUUAACGUAACAAAAUGUACUUUUCAGUAAAUUCUCAGUGUGUAAACCAGUGGUUUUCGAAGUGUCGGGUAGUUUAAAUUAAACCUUAAUUAUGAAGGUUUUAUCAGUUCUAAACCAUACAUGAAGAAUACCCAGCUAUGAAAAGUAAUGUUUUUUUUUUAUUGUUGUUUAUGGAUUCUAACUUCUAUUAAAAGUUCUAUAAAGCUAAAUAAAUGAGCUAAAUAAAGGUCAGUGUGUGAAUCAAGCUCUUUGAGGCUCUCGUUCUCAACACUUUGACAACAUCUUAAACCACUGAUGCUCAACAUUUCUGAAUAUUCUUAACAUGUAUCAAUGAUCUGCUGUAUUUAUUAUAUAUUUUUUUUCAUUCCCAUUAUUCUGUUCAACUCUUUGUUUUUUUCAAAUGGAACAAAAAAAGAUGCUGAGCUGAAAACAAACUGAUCAAAACUCUAUUGAUACACAGGGACAGAUUUAUA
Messenger RNA from Salarias fasciatus (jewelled blenny), 3486 nucleotides. RefSeq names its product nuclear factor of kappa light polypeptide gene enhancer in B-cells inhibitor, delta (gene nfkbid). Gene Ontology annotation, molecular function: protein binding. Gene Ontology annotation, biological process: regulation of gene expression. Bases 121 to 1500 code for a protein of 459 amino acids. The record is from RefSeq and is a predicted model, not a curated record. Gene Ontology annotation, cellular component: nucleus. The transcript has 12 exons. NCBI's taxonomy places the organism in Eukaryota, Metazoa, Chordata, Actinopteri, Blenniiformes, Blenniidae.